Podarcis lilfordi (Lilford's wall lizard) is the source of this 29636-nucleotide messenger RNA. NCBI's taxonomy places the organism in Eukaryota, Metazoa, Chordata, Lepidosauria, Squamata, Lacertidae. The record is from the annotation of a GenBank genome assembly.
AUGGGAAAGAUCGACACCACAUCCGUGGAGCUGAACUCGCCUUCUGAGAUGAAGGAAGCUGCCCUAGAGGAGUCGGAGGAGCCCAUUGACUCAGAAAGCAAAUACGCAAGCAAGAAGAAAAAGGAGGUCCCGGACAGAGGAUCUUGGAAAGGCAAAUUCGACUUCCUGCUCUCCUGCAUAGGAUAUGCCAUUGGCUUAGGGAAUGUUUGGCGUUUCCCAUAUCUCUGUGGCAAGAAUGGAGGAGGUGAGAUUGACCUGAUCAAGACUUUGUUUACUCAUUGCAGUCAUUUCUACCCCACAUUUCAGGAUAUAAAUCCUACUCAAAUUUAUUAUUCAAUUAUAUAUUUUCACUUGACAGUUGAUAGAAGAUGGAGGUGAUGAGCCGCUUCCUAUGUUCCUAUGCCUCACGCUCUCUCACGGUUUCAGAAUGUUUACAGACCAGUCCUAGAUGCAGGGCUGGCCCAAGACAUGUCAGCGCCUGAGGCGAACCACAAAAUCCUUCAGAUACCUAUACUGGGCUGAGGCCGUUUAGGGCUUUAAAGGUCAACACCAACACUUUGAAAGGUGGAGAAUCAAAUCAAACUUACCCAACAGCUGAAGUGGCAAUCAAAGGCCACUGUGGCAGUGUGGGCACUCUGAAUCAUGCCAGGUGAGUGCAGAGUAGACCCCAAAGGGCAACCCCUCUCAUUUCUUCCUUAGGAGGGGACCAGCAACACCUCCUAUUCACUGAGAGGCUGCUGUAGGGACAGCUCUUGCUGCUGAGGAGAUGGAAUAUCUUGCCUCCAAGGAGCAUAGCGCAGCUGUCGCUGCCACCACAGUAGUGGCAGCAACAAGUAAUGCAUUCCUUAGAGGAUGGAUCUGCUGCCCCUGUGCAUCCUGCUGCCUGAGGCAGUCACCUCUCCUUGCCUCAUGAGUGAGCCGGCCUUGCCUAGAUAUGUUUACUCACAAGUGAGUCUCUCUCACUGACGAGAUCUUCCUCCAAAGAGGUGUGCAGGGGCUUAAAGGGGCACAAAAGACUUCCAAAGUGCAAUCAAGCCAACACCCAACUGAAAAUCUCAAGCAAGGCUCUGUGGCUGCUCUUGAAGAAAAAGAAUCCGUCUCCUCAGUUCCAGGCUCUAUUGCUCCUAAUUUUUCUUAAUGUAAUUUGCCUACUUACUUUAAUUAUAUCAUUGCCUCUCCAUCUGUUACUAAAUCAGUUCCAAUUAGGGUUGCCAUCAUUCAGUGGCCAUGUGUCCUACUUUACAGAGGACAGCCCUCUGCUUGAAGGUGUCCUCUAUAUGAUGGUCCAUUUUAAAGAACCACCAGAAGGGAGAGGAGACAGGGGCCUUGAAGUUGCCCAUCAACAGUUAGCAGCUAGACAGCAGACUGAGCAAGCACACAGGUCACCUGCUCACCUUCUUCACUACUAUGGCAAAUGUUUUGUGCUUCGAUUCAAGCUAUAGUCAGUAUUUAUGAAUUUGCAUCUACACAUGCAAAGUUAACAUAUUCAAUUCAGCACCUUGCUUUGUCUUCUUCUGGCGAUGAAUUUCUUCUUUCUGGUUGAUGGCGUAACUAGCCAGCCUAGAGCCAUUCCCGACCUAGAGGGCAUCCUUUUCCCUUCCCUUUUGUGAUUGCGCAGAAGAAAACACUGCAGCAGUCAUGAGUUUUCUUGUCAUGUCUGAAGCAGUUGAUCAAAUUGGCUUUAAAAUGUUUUAUCUACCACAAGCUAAUGCGCAAGUAUGGAGAGGGAUUUGCCGUAAAUCUGAGCAAUGUGCUGUGAGUGUGAUUUAGAGUUUCUAUAAGGAAGCUACACAGCUUCUCUUGCUGGAAUUAUGAUUUCUGAGAAGUGUUUAUCUUGCUUACUUGACAAAAUUCAUAAGGUACUUACAAAAAUAUUUUAAAAAAACUUUAAAAUGCAUAAAAUUAUCAAGUCCAAGAGCAGCAUUCCAACAGAAGAACUAUGUUGAAUCUAUGUAGACGGCUGCCAUUGAAAUAUGGCUGUUUUGCUUCCCUGGUAAGUUUAAUGGCUGUGUGAAAGCAAAAAAUCAGCAGGGAAACUGGUGCAUCUUGUAUAAACUGAACUACCCUGUGAUAGGAACAUAGGAAGCUUCCUUAAGUCAGGUGAGGCUAAUUUGUUCAGCUAGUCUAAUACUGCAUACUCUGACUGGCAGAGACUCUCCAGGGUCUCAGGCAGAGGCUUCUAUCUCCUGCUAUCUGAUCUUUUCAAUUGGACAUGUCUGGGAUUAAUACUGGGUCCUACUUCUGUUUUCAAAUACUAUGGUGCCUCCCUUAGACUUUCCAGAGAGAGGGGCAGCAAUUUCAAUCCAGUUCUUUCUGGUCCAGCUCCAACGCUCUUAUCUACUACACCCUCUGUUUUACUAUAAUUUUUUCCUCUAGAUUUCUUUUUACCAAAGCAAUCUGGGUAGAAAAUGCAGGUACAAGGCUGAAAGAAGGAUCUUUAAGUGGGAAUAAAGGCCGUUGUGCAAAAACAGGCCAGUUGAACUUCCAGUUAACAGAAAAGAUGGAGAUUUCAGAAGGUGGACAUGGCCACAUUUUUGCAAACAAUGUGAAGUUCCUGAGAGUCUGGAUAGCUUUGUUCAGACCUUGCAAAUAGUGCUAUGGAAAUGGAAAGACAAUGUUGCAACCCCCCCUGCCUUUUUUAUAUUCUUCUCAAUAAGUAGAACCAGACUGGCAGUCAUCGCUGUAUUAAUUAGGAAUCAUUUGUGUUACCAUUUGCAUUAACGGCUGCAGAUCUAAUUUCUUACCUCGGCGCUUCCAAAGGCCAGUUUCAUACUGGAAUCUUUGUUAUGCUAGGCACACAGAGCCCUCCAUUUCUAGCCAAACAGGGUAAGAUAAUAAAAAAAGAAUCAAACCAGAAGGAAUUUCCAGGCACACAAAGCCUUCCAUCAAGAUGUAAAUUAUAAACGAAGGGCAAUUCAAGACUGUCACAUUUUCAGGAGGGCAACCAAUCAUAUACUGGCAAAUUCAAGUGGCAUAAUGGGAGCUGAUUUGGAGCUUUUGUGCAAGGAGCGUGCUUCCCUCAGAAAUCUCCCCCCUGGAAAGUGAAAGAGAACACUUGCUUGGUGCAACAUCAUCUAACCUGACCACAAAUAAAACAGGUUGAAUACUCCAUAAAGAGGUCAUUUGGAAGUGACCUAAAUUAAUAAUACAUGUUAGACAUUUAUUAAAAAAAAUAAAAAAAAAUGUUCAGUAGCAUCUUAGAGACCAACUAAGUUUGUUAUUGGUAUGAGCUUUUGUGUGCAUGGAAAGAAGUGGACAAUUUUUAUAUUUUUUUAAUAUAUAUUUCUACUGCAUCAGACCAACAUGGCCUGAAUGUUAGACAUUUAUCCACUUUUCUUCUUCGAAGGAGAAGAAGCAAAAACCAGAGAAGUUUCCAUAAGCUUCCUGGGAUGUCUCUGUCCCACCCACUGCAGUAAAACUAAUAAGAAAAAUUGAAAGGGGUGGGAAGUAGCAGGAGUGAAUUUUGGAGGAAGCACUCAGGGACUGCAGUUAAUAACAGAGUAUUUGUCUUGCAGGAGGAUUUUAUUACAUUUACAGCCCUGUUAAACACUUUACAGCCAUGAACUGACUCUGUCAACUAACAGAUAGUGAAGAUUUUAUAGCAUUCUUAUUAAUAUCAAAGUCAGGGGAGGGAGUCAAUUUUAAUGAUGAUGAUGAUGAUCUCUCGUGUAUACUUAUAGAUUUAGGGAAGGUUAUAUAUACAUUACAAUAAUCCUUUGGUCAUCACUGGACAACAAAUAUUUUCUUAAACCAAAGAUAAAAUUAUUUUAUACUGUUUAAAUGCCUGAAAUAUUAAGUUAAGACAGCACCAUAUAGCUGAAAUCAACAGAGAGAGGCGGAUAUAGAAGGGAGAAAUCAGAAAAAGUGAAUAAUACUUAUGGAUUUUCACCUUUUACUGUCCCUUAAUGUCAAUUUAUGUCUCCUCUCAUUCUCCUCCUUCUCCCCUUUUUAAUAUAGCAAAAUAGAGCUAUUUCACUAAAAGAAAAGAAAAAAGAGAGGAAUUAAGCAACCAAACCACCUUCCAGGGAACAGGAGGUGACAUAAAGGGGGAAUUCAGAAAAGCUAUUGAAGGGGCAAUUAAUGGGUUAUUUGCAAAUAAUCCCACUGCCACACUCAACAGGAAGCAGAAAACUUUUAAUUACUAUUGGAAGGUAUCUUUGUUUAAUGAGACUUCAUUUUGGAUCAAAAUCACAGCAAGAGCUUGUCCAUGUUUGUGGCUGGUGCCAGAACAGAGCUAGACCUUUCAUUCUGCUUCCAGCUGAUAGAUGAGGGAAAGGCAAGUUUCAGCUGUGGGGUAAAAGGCUCUAGCGAGGAAGCAAAUUGUUAGAGAACUUGUAAGCAAUUAAGCAAAAUAAGAAGAUGUUAUCAUACUGGCCAAUGAUCCUGCCAAUAUAUAUAAGAACACCUAACAGUCAGUGGAAAAGGGACGCGGGUGGCGCUGUGGGUUAAACCACAGAGCCUAGGGCUUGCUGAUCAGGUUGGCGGUUCGAAUCCCCGUGACGGGGUGAGCUCCUGUUGCUCGGUCCCAGCUCCUGCUAACCUAGCAGUUCGAAAGCACGUCAAAGUGCAAGUAGAUAAAUAGGUACCGCUCUGGUGGGAAGGUAAACGGCGUUUCCGUGCGCUGCUAUGGUUUGCCACAAGCGGCUGAGUCAUGCUGGCCACAUGACCCGGAAACUGUACGCCGGCUCCCUCAGCCAAUAAAGCGAGAUGAGCACCGCAACCCCAGAGUCGUCUGCGACUGGACCUAAUGGUCAGGGGUCCCUUUACCUUUACCUUUACCUUUACCUUUAACAGUCAAUGGAGGUUAGUUCAUUGGGGGGCAAAUGGGGCACUAUCCUACCCGCCCCCAACCUGCCUGCCUUCUUACUUACAACUAGUCAGGAGGGUUGUACUGUGUGCUAGUUUCUUCCUCUACUUUCCAUGUUGCCCUUGUAGAACUCAGAAGGGAGGAUGGUGGGGACAAAAUUAGUUGGCUUAGUCUUUCAUGGGCUCUGGCUCCACCUACUGUUGUCCUCCCUGCCUUCCACCCUCCUAGCCCUUAUGGGCACCAGCUUCUACUGCUAAUAGUCCACCCUGAGAUUAUAAACUAAUGAUGGGGAAACCUCUGGCCCUACUCAUUUUUAGUUCUGGCUGUGACCACCACCGACAGAUUACCCCAAAGGGAAUGAAGCACUUAUUAUCAAUGGGAAAUAUAUAUAUUUCUAACAAGCUUUUUUUGCAGGUCUUGAUGCACACAUGGUUUACCAGCCAUAACAAAGCAGAUGCAGUGAGAUGUUUUCCACUUUUUCCUCCAAGGUGCCUUCCUGAUUCCCUAUUUUCUGACAUUGGUGUUUGCUGGGAUCCCGCUUUUCCUGCUGGAGACAGCUCUUGGGCAAUACACCUCAGUCGGUGGACUUGGAGUAUGGAAACUUGCGCCCAUGUUUAAAGGUACGUUGAGCUCAUGACAUUGAUGCAAAAUAAAUAGGCCACAGGAAUAUCGGAAGCUGCUUUGUCAGGCAAUCGGCCCAUCUAGCUAAGGUGAGACUACCCACCUGAAAAUGAUGGCGAUUGAAGCAAGGACCUUCUGCAUGUAAAGCAGUUGCCAUACACUGAGCCACAGCCCUUCCCCAUAGAGUUGCAGUGGAUGUGAGCAUUGGGCAAGGGGCACUGCAAACAGUUUGUUGCAUACCUAUGAGGCUGGAGACUUUAAGACCCUGAAAGCCACUGCAUAUAUUGGCUCUGGCAGAAAGAAUGGAAUUUGGUCAGUAGAGACUUGUGCAUUAGGACAAAUAGGGCACUGAUCCACCAACCUCAGUCUGUAACUCAGCCAGCCCCUGCCUGCCUGCUUGCCUUCUUACCUAUGCCCAGUCCAAAGACGACCAGUCCAGGCAACAGUGGCUGUCAGCUUACUCUUCCCUAGACUUGAUGUUGCUCUCAUAGAACUCAACAGGGAGGAAGAUGGGGACCAAAUUAUUUGGCUUUGCUUCUUGUUGGCUCUGGCUUUUGUUUGUACCUUUAAUCAUUUGCUGCCACCUAUGCUUUGACAAAAAAUCCUGAACUGACACCGUUCAACAAUGCAGUGUCAAGUCUUCCAGGUCACUGCCAUCCAUCCCUACGGGGGGGGGGGGGAGGAGAGAGAAAGUUAACUCAGUUCACAUUCAAAGGCAAACCUACAUAAUUUACACUUUCCAGCACAAUAUGUGAAUCAAAACGCAGCCAUCCUUUGAAAUUUGCACUGCUCUGAAUUUUGCAAUGCAGUUCUCUAGCCGAAUAAUGUGUAAAAAUGCAUACAUUAGUGAAAAUAAUGUCAAAAUGCACUGUAUUAGGAGAAACUGCUUUGUCAAAAAAGGGAUGUGUUGGGGGGGUUCGCAGACAAAUUUUUAUGAAAACUUUUUUUAAAAAAAUAUCACAACUUGAUGUAGAAAUGUAGAACUGAACUUGAGCCUAGGAAAAAUUGAAACUGAAAUAAAUCAGAAUUGACAGAUUUUCCCACCCCUACACCCUACCCAUGUCAGCUUUGACACGACAGCUUCUCAAUAUACUAUAUUUCUUGUCUCUUAGGAGUGGGGCUGGCUGCAGUGGUUCUCUCGUUCUGGCUGAAUAUCUAUUACAUUGUCAUUAUUUCCUGGGCACUGUAUUAUCUCUUCAACUCUUUCACCGUGGUGAGUUUCUGCCAUCCUCUCUGGUGAAGCACAUGGAUGGAGCAAUGUAUGCAAAUUCCACCUUUGCACAGUACACUAGUUAUUCCACAGUCAUGCAUCACUCUCUGUCCUCCUCCCAGGCAUUAUAAGGGACAUUAUCAGAGUUGAAGGAUGCAUUCCAGAUGGGCAAAAACACUCAAGGGGUGUGUGGGAAGAUGGGGCUGUGAAGGGCAUUGCCUGGAGAAAAUGGGUGUGGUGUGGAAUGGGGCAGACAGAGAGGUUUGAUCUGGAACCCUGGUAUUGUGGGGUUCUUGGUCACAGAGAGGCUUCUUGGCUCAGUGCAAGAAGAUAGGAGUGAAGUGGAUGGGAAUACUGGGAGUAUGACCACCACCCUGCUAGCCAUGCUAUCAUUCUCUGGUUUGGAACAAGGAAUUGCUAGAGCAAAUGUUAUACAGUGGUAAAGGUAAAGGGACCCCUGACCAUUAGGUCCAGUCGUGGCCGACUCUGGGCUUGCGUCGCUCAUCUCGCUUUAUUGGCCGAGGGAGCUGGUGUACAGCUUCCGGGUCACGUGGCCAGCAUGACUAAGCCGCUUCUGGUGAACCAGAGCAGCACACGGAAACGCCGUUUAGCUUCCCGCCAGAGUGGCACCUAUUUAUCUACUUGCACUUUGACGUGCUUUCGAACUGCUAGGUUGGCAGGAGCAGGGACCGAGCAACGGGAGCUCACCCCGUCGCGGGGAUUCGAACCGCCAACCUUCUGAUCGGCAAGUCCUAGGCUCUGUGGUUUAACCCACAGCACCACCCACGUCCCUAUACAGUGGUACCUCGGGUUAAAUACGCUUCAGGUUACAUACGCUUCAGGUUACAGACUCCGCUAACCCAGAAAUAGUACCUCGGGUUAAGAACUUUGCUUCAGGAUGAGAAGAGAAAUCGUGCUCCAGUGGUACAGCGGCAGCUGGAAGCCCCAUUAGCUAAAGUGGUGCUUCAGGCUAAGAACAGUUUCAGGUUAAGAACGGAUCUCCAGAACGGAUUAAGUACCGUAUUUUUCACCCUAUAGGGCGCACUUUUCCCCCUCCAAAAAUGAAGGGGAAAUGUGUGUGCGUCCUAUGGGGCGAAUGCAGGCUUUCGCUGAAGCCUGGAGAGUGAGAGGGUCGGUGCGCACCGACCCUCUCGCUCUCCAGGCUUCAGGAGCACCGCAGCCUUGGGAGCCCCGCGGGAGUUCCCACGGGGCUCCCAAGGCUUGCACACAGCAGCCUGCAGCCCGAAACCUGGGGAGCGCAGCGCUGCACACCCUAGGCUUCGGGCAGAUAUCCGCAAGCCUGGGGAGACCAGUGUGACUUCCUGCCAGACUCCCUAGGCUUGCAGAUAGCAGCCUGUUCUGGGGGCUGAGGUUGGGGGAAGCUCAGGCUUCCCCUUCCCCAGCCCCGCGCCUGGGGGGGGGGAAAUAAUUUUUUUCUUUAUUCCCCCCCCCCAAAAAAAACCUAGGUGCGCCCUAUGGGGCGAAAAAUACGGUAUGUAACCAGAGAUACCACUGUAAUGCAGUCACAGACCUGUUAAGAACAAAAGAUUUAGUUGUAGAGUACAUUGUGUUAAAUAUAUGGCACAUAUAGAAAACAGGAAAGAGCAAAACAGUAACCAUAUUGACUUCUAGCACCUUAUUUCUGAAGUAUUUCAGGGGGGUGAUGACCAGGGUUUGUUGGGUUCUUUCUCCACAACGCAUUUCAUGGCAGUGAAGCCAUUCUGAUCAACAUAAAAGGCUCCUUUGAAAGAUGACUCUCCAUGCAAUCAAUAGACAUACAAAGCAUCUGUGCUUAUUGCGCCCUGGGAUUCCACUUUAUUUAGACACACAGCUGCUAAGAGGCUGUGUGUGUAUCUUGGGCUUCUGUCCACUUUAGGGCUUUUGUUUGACUGUGUUCCACAAACACCGGUGAAACAUCUUGCCAAAAUAUUUGUAUUGUUGAGCCACUUUGGAGCCAUAUGUCGAUAGUCCCCAGAGCAAACCAGACACCUGCAACUUCUGCUCUUGUCACUUAAAUGCCGCCUAGUCAUUUGUACAGAUUACAUUGUCGGGGCUUUGGAGGAUUUCCAAAACAGAACUUUAGAUCGGGACUUUGCCCUCUCCUGAGCCCAGAAUGGGUAGUGACAGUUUUACAAUGGAACAAUAGCUUAUAUUACAGGAGAAUCUCUUGCGCCUCUGUUUGCCCACCUGCUGCCUUCUCCAUUUUGCUGGCACAAGUGGCAGGAAAUUGGGUUGCCCACCCAUUGACAACCUCAAGCCUCCUGUGCACCUGACAGCUGCACCACAGGCAGAAAUUCAACAGAUGAAGCUGACCUUCACCCUCUCUGCUGACCUUUCCCCACUCAGGACCUGCCAUGGCAGAGCUGUGGAAAUGCCUGGAACACAGACCAAUGCUUUUCCAACUACUCCCUCAAUGACACCACCAACCUGACCAGCGCUGUGACGGAGUUCUGGGAGUACGUCCCCAGCCUAAGUCAGGUUUUGCCAUCAUUGGGGUCAUCUCAUCAGUGCAGGGGCUGGGGUGAGAAGGAAGGAGGGAGGGAGGGAUGAAAAGGGUGGUGGGACUUUCUCAUCCACCUUCUGUAGAAGUACCCUUAUGUUGUUCUUGUUGUUGUUGUUGUUGUUGGCAUCUGUCUGUCUUGGGAGACAAUGUCGGAGAGUCCGCCUUCAGGGGUGAAGUCAAAGUGUAGGAAGGUUACAGCAUCUGCCCCUACAUCGCUCAUAUAUAAACACAGUAUUUGUGUUGCAAAAAAGGAGGAGAGCAUCAAAACGCGGAAUAUAGACAUUCUUGUUGUUGUUCUUAAUAUUUGGUUGGUGUUCUCCUUCCCCUCCCCAACCUCUGCUUUGGAGAAGGUUUGGUGUUGUCCUGAGCUAACCUCUGCCUGAGCAGGAUAGAACCCCCACCAGGAGCAAGGCAUGGUCUUGCUCCUCAUCCCUGGCCAGCAAGUGCAGGUGGGACAGAUCUCACAGCUUUACCCCUCCCUCAAUUUGGGUUGAUGGGGACCAGCAAGCUUCCUGCCAACAUACCUCCACAAUGGACAAGCUCAGGGCAGAGUCCUCUUGGGCAUCUGCUCCAUUGCACUGCCUGUAUAGCAUGAAGUUCCAUCCUUGAUUUUUUCUUUUACUUGACUGGCUAAGUGAAGGGCAAAAGAGAACCAGCACCCCUUCCCUAGACUGGCUUCUCCAAACCAAGUCUCCAAACCAGACCUGAAACUGGAUUGAAAUGGAACUAAGUUAAGCAGCAGCAUCCAACAUUGUCUGGGACUGAGAGGCUGUCUUUCUGUGCUCCCCUUGCUCUCUUCUGGACCGGGGGGGGGGAGAUCUUUCACUGGAUCCCUAAAUGAAUCCUAAAGGCUGCUGUCACUUUUGCCCAGGCAGUGUCCAAGUGUUCAUGUUCUCCCCUUCAUACCUCUUGGCAUCCCAUCUGACAGUCGGGUACAUGUGAAACUAGACCCACUGAAUUGUUUCCCCUCUCCCCUUAAAAAGAAAGCAUGCCAGUUUGUCUUGGAUUAGCUCAGCCUGCUGUUGCCCCUGACUCUACCCACAGUCGGCUUCAUUUACCAUUAGCUGCCCUACCCACCAGCCCCAAUGGACAUCAGUCACCAUUGCAAAUGACUCUCAGCCUCUGGAGAAUCUAGUCAUUCAGUCUCUCUGGAUCUCAGUUGUUCCUAUUUUCUCCCUGUUUUCUUGCAGGAGAAAUAUGCACCAGAUCUCCGGAGGCCUGGGGGAACCGGGUAAUAUCCGCUGGCCUUUGGCUGGCACUCUGGCGUUGGCCUGGGUUCUGGUCUAUUUCUCCAUAUGGAAAGGUGUUGAGUGGACCGGAAAGGUACUUCAUGCUCAUUGUGUUAUCCAAUACUACCUUUGAUUGCUGCUUUCAUUUGUUUAUCUUGAAACUGAAAUGUCCUCCAGGGUUUUUUCAUUUUUUUAUUUUGCCUGAGUGCCUAUAAUGAAGGUUUCUACCUUAAAUAGGUGUUAGUAAAUCUGCUCUCUCACAAAAUUCAAAUUUUGCUAUAUAUCAGAUGUUGUCAAAUACUUAUUGUUACUGCAGGUCAGCUGUUAGGUAUUAUCACAUGCUGAACACUGCAUAUUGAAUACUGUCAAAUAUUCAACUGCCACUGUAUGUUAGCAGGCAGUUUGCAUCCCAUAAUUACUAACAACUGAAUCUGCUUUAGAAUCUGACGUCUGCAUAUUUCUUCCCCCAUCCUAAUUUUGAGAUACCUUUUUGGAGUGUGGUGCGGGUAAACUAGAUUCAAUUUUAACAUUUAACAGCAGCUUCCAAAACCUUUCUCUCUGUUCUUCUUGCCUGUAGGUUGUCUACUUCUCCGCCACGUACCCUUACUUCAUGCUUUUUAUCCUGUUCUUCCGUGGAGUCACCUUGCCAGGAGCCAAGGAGGGAAUCCUCUUUUACAUCACGCCCGAUUUCAGCAAACUCUCCAAGUCUGAGGUUUGUAUUUUCAUCUGAUCCAUGCGACAGGGGAACUAAUUACCACUGCAGACAAUAAACAGCCUGUUCUCCCGGCAAGUUCCUAGAAUCUAAAAUGGAAAUAGGAAUUGAAUCAUUUAGAUCAACGCUUCCCAAAGAAUGUUUUAUAAAUGCCCUGGUGCAUCAUGACACAGGACCACUUCUUGCUUGAUAUCUGUCAUGUGGAGAAUGCUGAAGAUGUUGCCGCAGGCCAGCUGCUCCACCCCAACAUCACAAAACAGACAAGCCAUUAACAAGGGACGGUGGUUGCCUUCAUACCCUGCUUGAGAGCUCACCAGAGGCUUCCAUUUAGCUCCUGUCGGAAACAAAAUGUAGAUCUUUGGGCCAGUCCCACAGAGCUCUUCUUAUGUGGGAAGGAACACAGUGCAGUGGUAGAACAUGUGCUUCUCAUGAAGAAGGUCUAAGGGCCAAUCCCUGCCCUGCUGGCAUCUCCUAUUAAAAAUAUCAGGUACAUAACACUAUGGGAAUCUCCCACCCAAGUGUUAAACCAUUGCUCUGCCUAAGAACAUGAGAUGAGCUUGCUGGAUUCAGCAUCCUGUUUUCACAGUGGCCCAACCAGAUGCCUAUGGGAAACCCACAAGCAGGAACGAAACACAAGAUCAUUGUCGCUUUCUGCAGUUUCCAGAAACUGGUAUUUAGAAGCAUUUUGCCUUCAACUGUGGAGGCGGAAUAUAGUCAUCCAGGCUAGUAGCUUCUCCUCCAUGAAAUUGUUCCAGUGCUCCAAGUUGGUGGCCAUCCCAUGGGAGCCAGUUGCAUAGUCUAACUCCAUGCUUUGUGAAUGAGUAAUUUAUUUUGUCUGUUUCCCAACGUACAGCUUCAUUAGAUGUUCCCUACCAUUGGGACGCGGGUGGCGCUGUGGGUUAAACCACAGAGCCUAGGACUUGCCAAUCAGAAGGUCGGCGGUUCGAAUCCCUGCGACGGGGUGAGCUCCCGUUGCUCAGUCCCAGCUCCUGCCAACCUAGCAGUUCGAAAGCACGUCAAAGUGCAAGUAGAUAAAUAGGUACCGCUGCGGCGGGAAGGUAAAACGGCGUUUCCGUGCGCUGCUCUGGUUCACCAGAAGCGGCUUAAUCAUGCUGGCCACAUGACCCAGAAGCCGUACGCCGUCUCCCUCGGCCAAUAAAGCGAGAUGAGUGCCGCAACCCCAGAGUCGGCCACAACUGGACCUAAUGGUCAGGGGUCCCUUUACCUUUACCUUUACCUUUACCAUGGUACUAUCUACACACUGACAGGCAGGGACUCUCCAAGGUUCUAGGCAAUGGUACAUCUAAUCCCUUUCUAGACGAUGUUCCUCUUAUAGGAUUUUAAACCAUCUUCUUCCUUUUGUAGGUCUGGAUGGAUGCAGCCACGCAGAUCUUUUUUUCCUAUGGUCUGGGGUUGGGGUCUCUGAUUGCCUUGGGAAGCUAUAACACAUUUCACAACAACGUUUACAGGUUUGUCAUGUAUACAUUUAUGUUCAAUAAUAAUUCCAAUAAUGCUUUUUCAGAAGCGUUUAAUAUCACAUUUGCAGAUGUGGAAAGCACUUCACGUGAAUUCAUUCAUUGCAAUCCCAGCUGUUGUUUUUAAUCCCAUAUUGCAGAUGAGGCAGGGUGAGGGUAAAAGAAAGUAGUUUAGUCAAGGCCACCCUAGCCAUCUCAUGGUUGAGGUGAGAUUUGAACCAAGGUUUAUUUCCCCCUGACUGUAUUUCCUGACUGAUGAUCGUUCAGCAGCACACAAUCUUCCCAAAACGGGCAGCAGACUGCUAUAUGAGAACAUUCCCAUAUCUGUGAGUGUUUUAAAAUCCAUCACUAUCACCAUUCUUGGUUCAUUAGCAAAAGUUGUAUAACAAUUUCUAUCUGGUCCUGUCUUCUCUGUGCCAGUCACUCCCAAACACUUAGGUUUUCCCCUGACACAAUCUUUCCAUUAUGAGGAACCUUUCGCAGGGCCACUGAGCAUCAGAUGUUCCUUCAGAUAUGGGUUUGGCCUGCCCUCUGCUUAUUCAUAGGUAAUAUGUUUCCCAGGAGAGGCUGAAGAGAUCUCAAACAUUCACACGGAAAACCUCUUCAACCCAGUUUUCUCUUCUUAACCCAUUAAGAAGAAACCCAGGCCUUGCUUAGAAACCUCAAGCUGAAUUUCAGGCAGUCCAUCCAUGAAGAAACGAUUUGUGGUGGCAAUCAAGCUGCUGCAUAAACACCAAACUGGGCCUUCCUCUUUGCUCUCAUUUGUUCUGCCAUCUCACUCUGUCUUCUUUGUGUAAUGCUCUUUUGUUAUAAUUUCUGUUUUUGAACUCAUUUAUUCAUUCAUCCCUUUGUUCUAUAUUUCAUCAUGUUCCAAAGUACUGGGGCAGAUAACUUUCAGGGUAUUCAAAUGGUGAGUCCCAUGACAGGGUCUUCUCAGUAGUGGCUGCUAUUAUUAUUAUUAUUAUUAUUAUUAGUUGUUGUUGUUGUUGUUGUUGUUAUUCCAGCAAGUUUUAAAAUGUAUGACAGUAUUGCUGUAAUAAUUGUUCAGUUUAUGACUUUAUUGAUUCAUGAUUUUUAUAUCUGAGAGUCACUUGGCUUGUAAACUCAGAAAAGUGGGAUAAAAAUUACUGGAACUAAAAUAGAUAGAUAGAUAGAUAGAUAGAUAGCAUUUAUGGAAUCAGAAUGCCCUAGAACAAUGAAAACAAUCCUCUCUGUCCCAGACCAGUAAAAGGCAACAUAUUUUUUUCAUUAGAAAAAAUGCCUUGAUGUAUUGAAGGACACUCCAAAGUUGAUGUUCCAUGGCUGAGAUCACCUCUCUGUCUGCACCUUUGCUGCCUUAUUGUGCUACAUAGGCAGGAAACGUAAUACUUCUAGCUCCUCGUCUACUUCAGAGGUUGUGAUGGAACAGAGCAGUUUGAGCUGGGCUCUCUGAUUGGUUGGCCUCAGACUGUUUAUUGGGCUUUGUAGGUCCUUCUUCACCAGUCCUCUCACAACCUGCACUGCAUUCUGAUAUGCUACUGGGCCAAAUUCAAGUUUCUGCUUUUGACCUACAUAGUUUGGGAUCUAACAGACCACCACCUCCUGUGCAUGGCUGCCUGCAUGCUAACAUUAUCUACAGUUCCACCAUUUGGUGAAGACAUGAGAGUGGAUAUUCCUACUAGAGGUACCUAGAUUGUAGAACCUCCUCCUGAAAGUGGUUGGCUCCCUCUCUUUUAUGUUUUAGGAGCACCUCAGAUUUUUCUAUUCCAUCAUGCCUUUAAUCUAUUUUAACCAGCUGAAGUGGCAGUGUAAACUGGCCCAUUUCCCUCACGCCCUCAUGCCCUCAGGCUGCUGUUUUAACGAUUUGACUUAUAUUGUGCUUGGUUUCAUCUCAUUAUUUUUAUUGCAUUUUUUGUGUUUUAAUCUGGAAGCCACCCUAAGGCUGAAAAGCAAUGCAGAAAAUACAUACAUAUAUUUUCUCUCUCUCUCUUCUCCCCCUCCAGAGACUCCAUAAUUGUUUGUGGCAUAAAUUCUUCAACAAGCAUAUUUGCAGGAUUUGUUAUUUUCUCCAUCGUCGGCUUCAUGGCCCACAUCACCAAGAAGUCAAUAGCUGAAUUGGCAUCCUCAGGUACAAUCUCUUCAAUAGGGAAUGUGAGCCGGUACAGUCAAGGAGCAUAAGUUUGGCAGCACUGUGGAAACUAAACUUCAGGCAUUUCUAUAAAAAAAUGGACUAUUUUGUGGGGGAAUGGCUGCAGUUGUUCUUUGCUGAAGGAAAGGCUAGUCCGUUGAGAGCAGACUGAGGUUGGUGAAGCAGUGCUCCAUUUGCCAUCAUGGACCAUCUUGCACCAUAAUACACAUGUUCAGAGGUACUUCAUUGUAUAAUAUUUAUAUCUGUUAAUCAGGCACAAUCAUGGUGGUGCUCCAAGAUUCACAUCCCUGCAAGAGUUUUUUUAUCAUCAUUUGCUUGCAAAAACGAACUUCUUCAAUGAAAUGCAGCUGCAUUUGCAUUUAUUUAUUAUCUGUACUUACAGUUUGCCCUUCACCAAAUGAUCCCAUAGCAAAUUACAAAGAUGUUAUUAAAAAAAGGACUCCUCCAUUUGCCUGCCACUGAGAUGGAUGCAAUAAGGGCCAUCUUUUCUUCAUAUACUGUCAGAUAGCAGAUCUACUUUGACAAGAACCCUACUUAGCCAUUGAAUCACAAUUGGUUUUGUCAGCUUUCUUGACACCUGGUUAAUAUAAUAUUGACAGCGAUCAAAGAGUUUACAACAGGGGUAGGCAACCUAAGCCCCUUGGGCCGGAUGCGGCCCAAUUGCCUUCUCAAUCCGGCCCGCGGACGGUCCGGGAAUCAGCGUGGUUUUUACAUGAGUAGAUUGUGUCUUUUUAUUUAAAAUGCAUCUCUGGGUUAUUUGUGGGGAAUAGGAAUUCGUUCAUUUCCCCCCUCAAAAUAUAGUCCGGCCCGCCACAUGGUCUGAGGGACAGUGGACUGGCCCACGGCUGAAAAAGGUUGCUGACCCUUGGUUUACAACAUGAAAUGUUUAUCGAAGAUUGAAUCCCAUCAGUCCAAAUCUUAAAGAGAGCCCAAAUUAAGAUUAAGCCCAAUUAUCUGAUCUGUUACUUCCAGAUGUUGUUGCCAGUAUCCCUGCUCCAAGCGACAAUUCCAUCUCACACCACUGAACAUUUUGACAGAAGGGAAAAUGCUUGUGGAAAGUACAACUGACCAUAACUCAGUAAACACUUAAGAGAUGCAUUAAUGUGCUCACCCUGCUGUGACUUGUGCCUGACUCAUAUCACAAAAUAAAACCAUAACCAUUCAUUGCGUCCUUGGUGGCUACAGGUCCAGGACUGGCUUUCCUUGCCUACCCGCAGGUCGUCACGCAGCUGCCCAUGUCUCCACUCUGGUCGAUCCUCUUCUUUUCAAUGCUAAUGAUGCUUGGCCUUGACAGCCAGGUAAGGAUAACCCAUUAAAAAUAACAUCAUGUUUGGCUGUGCAGUAAGAAGAGCCCUGCUGGAUCAGAUUAAAGCCCACAAGCAGGUCAUGAGUGCAAUAGAACCCUCCUGCAACUAUUUGAACAGAGGCAUGGUGCCUCUGAUCCUGGAGUUAGGAUAGCCUUAUAUUCCAUGGACUUGUCUUAUGCCAUCUAAGUUGGUGGCCAUCACCACUGUUUUUCCAGGUGGAAGUUCUGUAGCAACAGGCUGUACUAAUUCCCUUCCCUUCUCUAUAAUCAUCCCCUUCUUAGCAGGGUCAACAUAAACUGGUGUAGCAAGAGAUAAUUAAAAGAAAAUGGAAGUUAAUAAUUAGUUAUAAACGGGAUAUGCAAUAGUAAAAAAGAUAUAAAAUAAGUAAUUGCAGAAAGGAAGGGAAGGAAGUUGAAGAAAACACAAUGUAUGGAGUGGCAGACAAAAAUGGUUGAAUAUGUAGAAUUAGCAAAACUAACACAUAGGAUUCGGAACCAAGAGGAAACAAAGUUCAAAAAGGAGUGGAGUAAAUUUGCUGAAUAUAUAAGUAAUAACUGUAGAAGUUUAAAGACUGUAGUAGGAUUAAAAUAAAUUUUGUGAUGUGUAUAGAAUGUAAUUAAGAAUCUUCGGGAAAAGAGAAUAACACAAAAACCUGUUGAAGGGAGGGAGGGAAGUCCGCACGCGAAAGAGCGUUUAGAAAAUAAGUAGACUAUGAUUGUGGAAUAUUGGAGUCUUUAUUUUGUUUGUUUGUGCUUACGAAAACUCAAUAAAAAGCAUUUAAAAAGAAGAAGAAGAAAACACAAUGUAAAGAUUGUUUUUCUGUUUAAAUUUAUGUAAAAUGAGAAAAUAGAAGAAUAAAAUAUGGGGGGGGGGAAUCAUCCCCUUUGCAUGGGUCAAGCUCCUUUGGCCCACAGGGGCUUCCUGUCAGAAGCCACAAGCUUCUGAUCCCAAGGACCUGCCUCCCUUAUCAUGAAUCUUUGAUCAGCAACAGUCCACCUCUGUACUUCUGCUGCUAAUUCCCAGGCCAUCUCAUCACGUUGCUGAACCCUUAUAUUUAGGAUCUUUCCCCUAAAUUUGCUUGCCUGAAAUUCGAGCUCCAGUGCUUUGAUGACAAAUAAAAUAAAUAAGCAAUGCAAAAUCAGUGAGGCCUUCAUAGUUGCUUAUGUACCUGAAAUGUAAGUGUAUGAUAACUCUCCAUUCUUGCUCUGGACAGGAACUCAUUUUUUUUCAAUGACAGGCUAAGACUGAGUUCUCUAGAGAUGAGGGCUGGAGGCAUGAAAUUGGUGCUUCCUUUGGAAUCUACCACCUCAAGCUACUGCUUCACAUAGCUUUGUGGUGAGAUUAUUCGCCCUGUAUAAACUGUGAAUCAAUCAACCCUAGACACCAACUAGAAAUAUAAAAUAUAAUAAUGUAGCUGCAUCUCAGAACCUAUCUACACAUGCAGCAGAACCAUGUGAUGCAACUUCUCCCGGGCUGUACAAUUCACACUGCAGAUGAGGCAGGGGGAUAAACUCCUUCUGUCAAAUGUUCUGCUGUGAGGAGUGGGGGAGUCCUUGUACAUAGAAAAUUACCUGUUUUAGCUAACUUGCAACUCUUCUCCUCCACAUUCUAAUUUUACAGGCACAGUUUGAAUGAUUAAAUGGGGUAGGCUUUUGCGGUGUGUAUAGUAGCAGCUAUUAAGGAAUCCAUGACAAAUUGAUUGGCUUUCAAUUUUAUAUUGUAUCCCAGCCUUUUAAGAGGAGUGUGUGUGUGUGUGUGUGUGUGUGUGUGUGUGAGUGUGAGUGUGUGUCCUUGCUUUCCCACAAACUCCAUUUCUUUUCCAUAUAUUGUGUUGGCUAUUUAUAAUUUAAUACUCCUAGGAGCUGCAGUUGUAGCUGAAUUUGACCCAGUUCAUAAUUUAGAGACCUUUUAAAAAUGACGCAAAUGCUAACUGAACAGCUACUUUAAUUCAUUAUAUAUAUUUCUUAUUCCACUAAAUACCAUUUUUCUUAAAGCAUUUAAUUUUACAUGAUUUUAUCGAGUGCUGCUUGUUUCCCCAAGGUGCCUCUUGGAUUCUUUUAAAGUGACAGCUCUCGCUAAGCUCUCAAACACUUCUAAAAUUAAUGACUUUUCGUGUUGCUUCUUAAUCAGUUUGCACACAGAAGUGGCCCACAGGGUUGCGGCGUUCAAGAGUCCUUUUGAAGAGUGACAUCUGAGAGCUGUCUGGAGUUGCCCCCUCUCAACCAGGCCCAUUAGUAUUACAUAUGUCAUGACAAAGGCUUACCCCUGAAGCCUUUCGGGUUAAGAAUUUGGGGGGGGGGGUUCCUCCGACAAACAGCUUGCCAAUCAAACAAUGGGUGGGGGCAAAUGAAGCAUUGUUGCAAAAAUUAUUUGUUCCUAUAACAAGCAUGGUAGCGAAAUGAAAUUAAUGCCAUCUUCUCUGUGGAUUGCACAUCUGUUGUUGGUAAAACAGAUACACCAUAUGAGCAAAUCCUCAGUUUAAAUGGAGAGACCCUUCUCUGUGUCUUAUGGAAGUUGAAGGCACAGUUGGUGGCAACAACCAACAGGGCCUUCUCAGUGUCUGCCCCAAUACAGUGCCCUGUGAAGUAUGGAUGGUCUCUCCUCUGGUUGUCUUUCACCAGUUGAGAAAUACAUUUUUAUUCUGUCAUAUUUUACCUGUGUGCUUUGCCUUUAUUUGUUGAUAUCCAACUAAGAGUUCAUUCAGACUUCUGUUUGUUCCAUGACUGAAAAUCUGAGAGAUUUUAGUUUUGUUCCAUUGCAUUCCCUGGGAAAAUCUGCUAUGUACUGCUGAAUCAGAAGGAACUUUAUCUGCAGAUUGAUGUUGGUGUGUUUGAUAAAAGGGGAAAUGUAGGUAAAAUAAAAGGAGAAUUUCCUGGAUGUCUAGGCUCAGUUUUGGGACAUGUACUCUUUGGUGACAGAGCCCCGGCAGAGAUUUAAAAUUACAAAACAUGCAACAAAGUAAGCAUGGAAAUAUAGGUGGUUAGACCUUUAAAAUAUCCUAGUUUAAAUUACUUCUUUUAACACAGAAACCCCCCCCACACACAUUUUGUAGGUUAAAAAUGGUUUACUUACAAACUGUUCAAAUGUCAGAUUCAUGUGCUUUUCCAUACAGCAGCAAGAAAAGACAGGCAGUAUAACUUAGAUUCCAAAAUGGUAAAAUUUUUUACAUUAUUUGUAUAGAAACACAAAAAUGACUUGCUUAAGCCAUACGGUCUAAGCUUGGAGCAUCCAUCUUAGAUUUCCUUACUGGUAAUGGUGGAACCGGAGAGAACAAAGUAUUUGGUAACCCUUCCUCCCACGGUGAGGGGAAGUGACCUAGCUAAGCAUGGCAGGACAGUUUACUCUGUGGUCUUAACCCCUCCAUGCUUCAAUUAGACUUAAGCAUGUUGGCUAUACGAGGCUAAUUUAUCUCACAGACGUUUUGUUCCAAUUCGGCAGUAAAAGUAGAUUUUCCCAGAGAAAGUGGUGGGACAAAACUAAAACUUCUUGGGCCUGUGACUAGAAAUCAUGUGACAGUGUGGAUGAACCCCAAGUUAGAGCAGACCUGCUGAACUCAAUUAAGUUACUUAAGCCCAUUGAGUUCAAUGGGUCUGCUCUGUGCAUGACUAACAUUGGAUAUCACCACUGUAUUUUUUUAGUGUUGUGUAUUUAAAAAUUGAGGGACGCGGGUGGCGCUGUGGGUUAAACCACAGAGCCUAGGAUUUGCCGAUCAGAAGGUCGGCGGUUCGAAUCCCCGCGACGGAGUGAGCGCCCAUUGCUUGGUCCCUGCUCCUGCCAACCUAGCAGUUUGAAAGCAUGUCAAAGUGCAAGUAGAUAAAUAGGUACCGCUCCGGCAGGAAGGUAAACGACAUUUCCGUGCGCUGCUCUGGUUUGCCAGAAGCGGCUUAGUCAUGCUGGCCACAUGACCCGGAAGCUGUACACCAGCUCCCUCGGCCAAUAAAGUGAGAUGAGCGCCGCAACCCCAGUCGACCACGACUGGACCUAAUGGUCAGGGGCCCCUUUACCUUUAUCUAUUUAAAAAUUAUUGUAAUUAUAAUAUAUUUUUUAUAUAUUUUAAGACAAUGUGAUUUAAAAAAUCUUAUAGGCUUGCCCUGAGUGGCGCAAAGAUGCUAGAAGUGUAGGGUAGAAAUCUCCAUAUAAGUAAAUAAAAAUAAAAUGCAGGUUUCCUAAAUUCUCCUCAUUCAAAUUAUAGUUUGCUAUUUUUUAAAUUAAAUUUGUAUACCACCCUUCAUUUGUAGAUCUCACGGUGGUUCUCAACAUAAAAAUACAAGAUAUAAACACAAAAUAGGCAAUAAAAACAAGAAUAAAAAUACCCCACCAAACAAUAACCCCCUCCCUCUCUGCCCUGGGUGUGUAACAAUGGUUUGCCUUAAACCAGGAAGCAAGGAAGGGAAUUGCCAUGAACAUGUAAUGGAAGGAGAAAGGAAGGGGAGCAUACAAAUUUGUGGCCCUUUGAACAUUCUUUCUAAUAGCAUCAAACCACGGUUUCAUGUUAUGUCUGAACCAAGCUACUGUGUGGAUUCAAAGGCCAAUGUGAAAAGCUAAGGAGAUACAGAUUCAACAAGGAGGUUGCUGAUGUAUUCCUAUUAAUUUCUUCCUGCAGUUUUGCACGGUGGAAGGCUUCAUCACAGCCCUGAUGGAUGAGUUUCCACAUGUGCUGAGAGCUAGGAAGAAAAUCUUUAUUGCAGUGGUGUGCUUCAUCUCUUACCUCAUUGGAUUCUCCAACAUCACCCAGGUAUUAAAAAUGGUGCAUACCCUUUUACUAUUAGAUGCUGAUGAUCUCUUAGUUUCAGUGCUUAUUCAGGUGUGGAUCCAGUAUUCUAAGUCUUUUUUUGAUGACAGAUCUGUUAUUCAAGGCCCAAACAAAGUAGGGAGCUCUAAGUAGGCAGCUGUUAUCCAUUUCAAGUCAGGGUGAUCCUUCUGUUCUGGAGCUUUUGCUUGAAUAGCAUCUGGUGGCUUCUGUUCUUUGACUCUUGGAUGGAGACAGAGUGUGCUUUCAUCAUUGCUUCUACAUAGGGUCCCACAGCACCAGGCAGACAGAGCACAGUGCUCUUUCUGGCAGGGAGAAGGAGAUGAAGCUCCCUGCUGGUAUCCUUUCUUUGGUAAAUGGCAGGGUCAGGUUGGUCUCCCGCUUGCUUCAGAGUUACUCCUGGGAGGCCUCCCAGUGCAGUGCAGUGGAGAAAACAGAGAGGAAGAGAAAGUCAAAGGUCAGAAGGAGAAGAAGAAGAAGAAGAAGAAGAGUAGUUUGGAUUUGAUAUCCCGCUUUAUCACUAUCCAAAGGAGUCUCAAAGCAGCUAACAUUCUCCUUUCCCUUCCUCCCCCACAACAACCACUCUGUGAGGUGAGUGGGGCUGAGAGACUUCAGAGAAGUGUGACUAGCCCAAGGUCACUCAGCAGCUGCAUGUGGAGGAGCGGAGACACGAACCCGGUUCACCAGAUUACGAGUCUACCGCUCUUAACCACACUGAUUCUUGAUUGGGACAACUGCAGUUACAGCAACAUAUAAAGCUACAAUUGGAAAGGAGGGUUAAGGGGUUGAGCCAAAGACCCUGCAAAAAGAGUGGGUAUCUAGCUCUCCAUCCCAGUAAAUACUGUAAUCAUGUAGAAAAAGCUGGAAAAGAGAAGUCCAUAGCCGAUGUCUGUAAAAGAGUAGACAUGGGCCUUUUCUUCGGGCUAGUGGGCAGCCCUAUAAUCUCACUACCCUGGUCAAGCUACCAUCCCAGAGGUCUUUGUGGAAAUCCAUGAUGACUGGAAUAAAACUGGAAGAUACCAGAAAUGUGUGGUUGCAUUGCAUGGGUUUCAUUUUUUCCAGACAAAAUGGCAUGUCUAGGGAGAGCCCACAUCAAGGAUCAAGACCAUGCCAUAGAAGGAGUGAGGGAUUCCACCCUUUCUUCCCCAUAGCAUGCUUCUGCGGGUGUAGGGCAGUAUGCAAAUUUUAGUAAUAAUAAUAAUAAUAAUAAUAAUAAAUUAGAAGCUUGGGGAUGGGUUUUCAUUAAGAUCAUGGCAAGGGAGUCAAUGUUGGGGACAUCCUUCUCACAUGGUGACGUCCAAGCCCUAAUUGCUCUCCUAUUUUGCAAUACAAGCCUAGUAUUUCCAUUUUUAAAGAAAUGAAAGAAAAACAUGCACAACUUCUUGGCAGAAUCUGUGACCAGGGAGAAGAGUCGAUGGAGGAAGACUGGAAGAAAUUUAAAGACUAUCUUCAGAAAUACUGCAAAAUUAAAGAAUGUUAGAGUGAUGUUGGAUUGAAAAUAAGUGGUUUCCAGCUGUACAGGUUAAAGUUAAGGAUAGAUUAAGAUUAAAGAUCAAGAUUAAAGAUGUUUAAAGAAAUGGAAAUUUGAUAAUAAAAGGGAAAAAUUUAAAGGUAUAUGACAUUAAGAACAAGGAUUAGGUUUAAAAAAAGUUGAAGUUAUAUAUUUUAACACUUUAUUAAAUUAAAGAUUGGGUUUAAAAAGUGGAAAAGAAAUUGCUGGACAAAUAAUGUGGAUUGGAAUACAAAAGAGGGAGGUAUGAGGAAGUCCAGAAAAUAAGUAAUUUAAAAUGGGGAAUGAAAAAGAGAGUUUGUUUUUAAUUGUUACGUUUUGUGUUUUUAUUGUUAAAUUUUGUAUUGUUUUUUUUUGUGUGUGUUGUUUUUCUUUUUUCUUUGUUUAAAACUUUAAUAAAAAAUUAUUUAAAAAAAAAAAGAAAAACAUGCACAACUUCUGUCCUGCAAUGUUGUUCUUAACUGUCAAACCUGCACAUGAGACAGUAUUGCGAAGCUCCAGGCAAAAACCUCCCUUCAAAUGAAAUUCUUAUAAUUUCAUUUGCUUUGCUUGCUCUCUAAGUGCAUUAAGGGCUCAUAUUGUGUCCCCACAGGGUGGCAUCUAUGUUUUCAAGCUGUUUGAUUAUUACUCAGCCAGUGGCAUGUGCCUGCUCUUCCUUGUCUUCUUCGAGACCAUCUCCAUCUCUUGGUGUUAUGGUAAGUAAGUUGGCCCCUCUUUGCAAACUCCAUCAGGGUCAGAAUUGGGUUUCCAUGGCACUUUGUGCUGGGCCAGCUUGUUUGCCUGACUGUCUGUCUGCUCACGCAAUUCUGUACCACCAAAAGUGGCAACAAUCACCUUAGGGAUUCAUCUGAAUCCAAAGUACACCUCUCCUUCCAUCCACUUAACAGAUAUUUCUGAUUUCAGGUGUGAAUAGAUUUUAUGGUAACAUUGAAGAGAUGAUUGGUUAUAAGCCCUGUGCAUGGUGGAAGAUCUGCUGGGCCUUCUUCACUCCACUUGUCUGCUUGGUAAGAUGGUCAAACCUAAGAAUCUCAUUUCCAGGUCUGUGGUCUCUUUUUAAAGGGCCAAACUAGACAAGAUGGUAAGUGCCAGUGUCAUUAGUCCUUUGUUUGUGUUUCCUUUUAAAACAACAACAGCUGCAGCAGUGAUUGAACUGGCUAGGAACUAUGGGGUGUGGGAAGGGGGCCUUAGCCUUUAGAUAGAGCUAGUUGUUCCUUUGUCUACAUCUGAAAUGUGACUACUAAUUUUCCUAUCCUCUGUGAACUUGUUUAAUGAACUGCACAAGUUACACUGAAAGGAGAUUGGAUGGGUGCUAUUACACAACCACCCCUGGUGCAUGUUAAGAGUAGCUCCCUGGGCUGAGGGCAGUGGAGAAGUCAUCUAUGGAGAGUCUAGACCAGUUUUGCUAUGUAGGUGCCCUUUAGACAUUUUGGACUACCUCUGAUGACUGUUGUGGUUCAAAACAUCAGGAGGACAGCAGGUUGGCAUGGUCUGGUCUAGAAGAAAGGUCAGCAUCCUCAAACAAAUCUGUUGCUUUCCGUGCCGUUGCUGAGCUGCAACAUUUUCUUCUUCUCUUUGUUCAGGGCGUUUUCUUCUUCAGUGUGUUUGAAAUGACUCCCCUGAGUCUAGGGAAAUACGUUUAUCCUGCUUGGGGCCAAGGGAUUGGCUGGACCAUGGCUUUGUCAUCUAUGGUCUUGAUCCCAGGAUAUAUGCUGUACUUCUUCUUCACUACAAAGGGAACGAUCCAACAGGUAAGGGCAAAUUGUAUUGCCACUUUCCUUGGUGUUGACUGGAGACUUCAUUGGAGCAAAACAAACAAAUAACGAGCCAUUUCACCACAGCAGUGACUCAGGUGCAGAGACACGCCACCAGCAAACUCAGCAUGAUGUAUUUGUUGUUGGACAGUAUGGAAAUGCUAUCUGUCUAUUUAUGGGCUUUAUGUGCUCCCUUUCUGUCAAACACAUGCCUUUCAAGGAGGUUGAGCAAAAGAGCAUAAACACAUUUUCAUAAAAAACCAAACAACCAUUGCAAAAUAAAAGCAAAAAGCAGGAUAAAAGCAUUUAUUUAUUCUUAAAAGCAGCAAUUAAGAAAUCCAGCAGAAACACUAAGCCCAAACCACAGAGCAAACCAGGGAAACAAGGACAUCAGAUCUGGAAGCGUAGUGUAAUAAAUAACAAUGAAAGAAGCCAUGAACUUCCAGAAGCUCUGCUGAACAGGACAGACUUUGCCUGGCAUCUAGAGCAAGAAUGGGGGAACUGUGGCCAUCAAGAUGUUUUUAGAAUCUGACUCCCAUCAUCCCUGACUUCUGCCCAUGCUACCUGGGGCUCAUGAAAGCCCAACGUCGUAUGGAGGGCCUUAGGUCCUCAUUCCCAGCCUAAAGGAUCAUAAUGAAAGUGUCAGGCAGAUCUCUUUGGGGAGGGAGUUCCAUAGUUGGAAUACAACCCCAGAAAAUGCCCUCUCACUGGUAGCUAGACACCUGACCUUUGCAGACAACUGCAACUGAACUCAACUUCAACGAGUUCAGUUGUGCAGCAGAUUCAUAUUGGAACAAAUUGACUUUAGGUUUCUAGGGUUCUUUCUCAGCUUUCAAAGAGCUUCCCAUUGAUUGUGAUAUUACAGUGAUAAUAAUGUCUCUGAAAUAUUUACAACCCUUUAGGCAGAUCAAUAUUAUUGUACACUUAUUGCAGAUACAGUGGUUGGUACGAAAUAAUAAGGUUAUUGUGUGAGUUCACAGUGAGAGUGAGAAUUGAUCUUAAGAUUUGUUGUUAGAACAACAACUUUCAGCCAUUACCUUACACUAGCUUUUGCAGCCUAGAAAGUUCAGAUAAACAUGUGCUGAUAAUGUAGCAUGGCUCUUUAGACUCAGACCUUCUCAGACACAUUUUAUCCUCAUCAUCUAUCAUCCCUCUUCAUAUCCUCAAAGCUAUUCUUUAAGCUUCUUUCUGAUUUUGGCAAAGACCUUCCGUUAUCCAAUAGAAAGCCCUUCCUUCUUGGAGGAUUAAGUGGCUCAGGGGAUUGUAUGUGUUAUGAAUGUCUGACCUUUAGGCUACUGAUUGCACUCUGUUGCAGGCUGAUAGACAUCAUUUCUUAACCUUCAUCAGGCUUGGCUCAUAUACUCUGAAUGGCCCAGAACUCAACGAAAAUUCAUUUGUUGUUGGAGGAAAUGAUGCUCAGCCUAUAUAUUUUGUACUUCCAUGUUUGUACUGUGCACACAUCGAAUUUAGUAAAUCAAAGACAGAAUUCCUUAUCCAGAGGAUCUCAGAUUUUGGAAGCUUUUUUCCUUUUCCUUUAAAAAUCCUUGCCUCGGUGUUUAAAAGUGGCAGGACCAGGAAAGAUGUCUGUUUGAGACCUUGGAAAACCACAACCUGCUAGCUACAGGAAUGGAGGCAGAUGGGCCAAUAAAUUAACUCAGUAUGGCCAGGUAUACACACAUUUGGUUAAAGCAUCCACAUGAAACUGCUGAGCAGCAUCAUCUGGAGUUUUGGAGUAUGCUGCCAGCAAUAUGCUGAUGACACACAGCUCUAAUUCUUCUUCACAUCUGCAGGUGAGGCAGUGGAUGUGCUAGAUCAAUGUCUUCUCUCAGCAAUGGACUAGAGGAGAGCCAGUAAACUGAAGCUCAACCCACAUAAGAAUGAGGCACUGUUAGUGAGUGGUUUCUUUGAUUGCAUAGGUGGGGUCAACCUCUUCUAGAUGGGGUUGACCUCCACCUGAAGGGGAAGGUACAUGGCUUGUGGGUAGUUCUCAAUCCAUUAUUGUUGCUUGAGGCCCAAGUGGCCUCUGCAACACAGAGUGCAAUCCAUCAGCUUCAGUACCCCUAUCUGGAUAGGACAGCUUCUGUUGCCCACACUCAGAUAACCUCUAUGUUGGGCUGUAUCUGAAGACAGUUCAGAUACUGCAACUGGACAAAUUGUUGACCAAGACAAGGUAGUCUGAACAUAGAACACCAAUUCUGGCAUGACUGUACUGGCUUCGCAAUAGUUUCUGUUUGACAGUAGAUCAGACUUUCUUGAAAGGUGGUGGACUCCCCUUCCUUGGAGGUUUUUAAGCAGAGGUUGGGUGGCCAUCUGUCAUGGAUGCUUUAGUUGAGAUUUCUGCAUUGCAGGAGGUUGGACUAGAUGACCCUCGGGGCACCUUAUAACUCUACAAGUCUAUGAUUCUGUGACUCAAGGUGCUGGUUUUAAUCUAUAAAGCCUUAUGGGGCUCAUGAUUUCAAUACCUCAAGGACUGCCUCUCCACACAUGAACCAAUGCAGACCCUGCAUUCAUCUCUCAAGAUAUAUAUAUACAAGAUGUAUAUAUAUAUACACAGCUUUUAGGCUUCUGCAGAUGCAGAUUUAUACAGAUAUAUACAAAUAUUACUCUAAAUAUGUUCAGCAAUUCAAGACGCAAUAUCGGAUAAGUAACACGGACUAACAGAUAGACAACUGCAGACUCCUGGAAACUGGCAUACAUUAAUCACAGAUAUAGUCGGGGCACUGGGCCAUUACCAUAACAACCAGAUUGACUGACCCCGCACCUGUGAUUAGCUCAUCCAUGGGGUGAUUUGUGCUUAAGAAGGAAAUCAACCCCUUCUUACAUCCAGUUACUCCAAGAGGGGUGGGGAACCUCAGGCCUUGGGGCCAAAUGCAGCCCUUCAAGCCUGUCUAUCUGAUCCUCAGGACUCUUCCCAGGCCACACCCACUCGGUGGGCCACACGCCUCACGAACCCUGCUCUGUGCUGCCCUUGAGCAUUUUUGCGUGGCUGGAAUUUGUUCUUGAACUCUGAUCAUGCUUCUUGCUCAUCUAGAUGGAGUGGGGAUGUAAAGAAAGGAUGUAAGCAUCUCUGACUUCUGUGUGGCUGCAAUGUAGGCUGAAUCUGCUGUUCUACCCACUUUUGCCUCUAUCCCACCACCACCACUGCUUUGUGGCCCCCAGAAUGUUGCCCUCAAGCUGAAAAAAAUCCCCCAACCCUAGUUAAAAGUAAUCUUCCCUCUCUUUUUUUUUACAUCACCAUUUGUAUUACGUUCCAUUUCCAUUACAAAUCUGACUUUGAGAAUAUUUCAGAGAAAUUCUAGGUUUAGGUCACCUUUACACAUUUUAGGGUACAAUGUCAGGCAAUCCAAGGAAAAGAAUGAAGACUUGAUAACUGUUACAUAGACACUGUCCCGAAAUUUAGACACCUUCAUCUUGACUCCAUCAUCUACAUCCUGCUGAGAGAAUAAUUUAAUACAAUUCUGCUUAACUUUGAUUUACCUUUCACCAGCCGAGGGGAGAGACGAAUUCCAAACACAAUAGUGUCAAGAUCCAUAUAUUUCCUCAAAUGCUGCAUCUUGCAUUCAUAUGUGAGGUGGUGGUUGUAGAGAGAGAGAGACUGUUGAUACAAAACCAGAUUCCAAUCAGUGCUUUGUUUAUGCCAAAUUUAGCCAGGGGGUUAUGUUACUUCUGGUUAAUUUGGCUUAACUUGACGAACUGAACCACAUUUCUCCUUCAUAUCUGCAGCAGGGGCUAUUUUGAUUGGGGUGCCAGAAAAUGAACUAGGGACAUUCAGCAGGCUAACUAGAUAUUCAGCUCCUGAGUUUUGCCCUCCCCACCCCAACACCUCCAAAACUCAUAAAGAGAUUAGUGAUAGUAAAGCAGAUGCAAGGUGGCCAUUGUCUGACAGUGUCUCCAAACUGAAACCAAAAUGUUCCACAAGUACAUUUUGGUUAGGAAAGCAGUCAGGGUGUCAUGAGCGAGCCAGCAGUAAAUCACACAAAGUAGAUGAAGUUAACUCUUCAUUAGAAAAACAUGGUCUGCACAGGAGGCCUGAGGAGGACAGCAACUCUUUUUCGGCUGGUCUUGCCCCUAUGAGGCCAUUUGUGAAGACUGAAGGUCUUCCCACAGCUGUCUAUGUCCUCUCCUCUCCUGGGUCCUUCCCAAGCAAUCUGAGAUUGCGCCUGCAUGUAGAUUGUGUCGAUUGGGCACAGAGGGCAAGGGCAAGGAAGUGGACGGUGGUUUCCAAGAGAGGAGGAGGGGGUUGGCUGAGGGCAUAUUGUUUUCCCCCAGAAAAUCUCCCUAAAAUCAGCCCUGGAAGUAGCUCUGGGGAAUCCCAACUAGGGAACAGAAACGAGGUAUGAGCCAAGCUGAAGAAUACAGAGGAAAGUGGAGGAAAGCAGUCAACUGUGAGAAAAAUCCUUCCUAGCUGUAAAUCUAAUCGGAGACCCAUUCAGCCGAAAGGCAGCUGCUGCCCUCCAAAGAGAAAGCUUCCUUGGACUCUUUGCACCUGUCCUGUGGAACUGAAUAGUUACAGCAAUGCAAUACCUCCAUUUAUUGUGCCCAGACAUUAGAAGAAAUAGGGAGAAGAUCGCUCUGUGCAGUUGAAAGAGGCUUUGAUAGGAAUUGCUCUUCUCUCUUUGUACAGUUCUCCCUAUUCAUUUUGCAUAAUUUGGUCCAUAUCAGAGCAAAAACACUAUUACUGCAGGGCUGAGGCUAGCUGGUGAGGUCAGGCUGAUCUUAUGUGAGGACAAUAAAUAAGUGUGUCUAGAAGAAAGAUAGGCAAAGGGUUGGGGUUAAUCAGGCUUGUGGCCUUUCCAGCAGACUGCCUGGAUAAUGAAAUAAAUCUGCUUGAUCCUAACAAAGAUAGGCUUGAAUACAAAUCCCCUGGAGAACAGAUAGAGCAUUAUUUUUCAAACUAGCACCUCAAGUCAAAAUUUCAUGCUUUCACAAAGAGGGGAACUAGUUAGCUUCAAGGUUAUUGGUACUUUAAAAAUAGCUUUUUUAGGCUCGGGAGAAACAAAGCAAAAAAAAAAAAAAAAAGGCAGCUCCUUGCUCUUACAGUUUUCAGACAAGCAACUGCUUUUGGAUCCAUGUUCGCAUAGUCUCCAACUGCCCUGAAAAUGGUGGGACCAUCAUGAAAACCCUUAAGCUAUCACAGCUUCUCCUUAUGUCACACAGAAUCCUGAAUUCUGCAAGCAGGGAAAGGGAGCGAGGAAGGGUGGGGCCGGGGGGGAGGGGGAGGAGGCAGCCUGGCCCUUCAUGGUAGCACAGUGGGACCUGCAGCAAGGGGAGGAGGAGGAGGAAGAGGAGGAGCACCAGUUGCUGCUGCUGCUGCACUCCUUAGCUCUGCCAGCCAGUGCCGCUCACACAUCAGAGUAUGGUGGCGGCAGGAGGGGCCUAAGAGAGCCCAGCUUACGCAGGUGCAAAAGGGAGCUUAUAGCUGCUGACCAUGGAGACUACAUUGCUGGUGCCAAAGUGCCACCUUGUAAACAUCUGGCAUGGGUGCCUCCUCUGAUGCCUUGCAGUUUUACCAUAUAUCACCUAAGGCUCCUGCAUAUAACCAAGACAGUUGCUGGUACGGUAUUGUUACAUACUCUUGGCAACAGCUGUUGGGGCAUCUCAGCCAGACCCAGUCUUUGCCCAUAUUCUAUUAG